GCCGAUCAUAUCCCAUUCAAUCCACACAAGAAUCCGACUCCCCGAAACACUCUCAUAUAUACUCUACUGUACAUAGAUUUUUCUUUACUUUACUUUGUUGCUUCACAUACGGAUCUCGCGGAUAAGCUGCUCUCUUCGCCCAUCAUGUCGAAAUACGCCGAGAUGGCCAAGGGCAAAUUGUCCUCGGGCCGCGAAAAGGCCUCUGAGUACAAAGGCAAGGCCAAGGGCAAGGUGACAAAGCAUAUCCCCGGCCGAGGCCACAAAGAGGAAAAUGAAGCUGCCACCCACGUCGCCCGCCCCUUGGCCUCCCUCCGCGAUCCAAACUCCUUUGCUCCUCCGCCCAGGCGCACCGGAUCCGGCCUUGCGCCUCCACCACCUCCCUCCCAAGUCAAACGAUCCGUCGUCGCGGCGCCGUCAAAGUAUCAAGAUCCGCACGGGCCGAGGGUCGAGCCGCCGCCUAGAUUUGCCGACGAGCACCAAUUGGAAGCGUACGAGGCAGAGCAGGAAGCCCAACCGGUCUCAUCCGGACCCUACAGAGUCAACACGACAGGACUCUCGACAGAUCAUCUCCCUCCUCCCCCCGUGAGGAGAGACGCCGCGGGCAGCCGCAAUCCGCCUUCGUAUGAUUCCGUCGUCGGCGCAACCCCCAGCGAUGCCAAAGCCCCGAGUCUUCCCCCGAGAUUGCCUCCGCGAUCAGGUUCCGGAACGCCGGAUCGAACGGCCAGUCCGCUAGCAACGCUCGGUGUCAGCUCCGGCAGCCUGAACCAGGGAGCCGUCAACAGAUUGGGUGCUGCCGGCAUCUCUGUGCCCGCCUUCGGUAUUGGAGCUCCCAGCCACGCCGAUGACGAAGCACCUCCCCCAAAGCCUCCCCGACCAAAUGCCACUCCGCCAUCACACCUCAAUGAGCUGCAAAAUCGCUUUGCCAGGCUGGGAACUUCAAACACGGGCUCUUCUACGGGACCUCCAACUCCUCCGACUGAGGCUGCCGCCGUUGCUGCUGUUGCUGCUGCUGCUGCGCCUGCUGCCACUACGUGGGCACAGAAACAAGCUGCUAUCAGGCCGGCAGCGCCAUCCCCAUCACCAACAGGAUCGCCAGGCCUCGCAGGAAAGAAGAAGCCGCCGCCUCCCCCUCCCAAGAAGAAGCCUGGUUUGGCUGCCGCAGCUCCUUCUCCAGGCGACGGGGGCGCACCACCUCCUAUCCCCUUGUCAACUCGUCCAUCGUACUAAUCGGUCUCUCUCUUGUGUGUCUAAGGGAGAAGAUGUCUGCUGUGCAUUUCACUAAUUGAAGCAAUGGCGUCUUGUUGCAUUUUUGCAUUUCACAUUUCGCAUAUCGCAUGUCCUCUUGCUUGUCUCGCUUGGCGUUGGGAAAUUAUGGAUUGAAUAGCCGUUGUCCAGAUGCGCAAGGGAAUUUUCGGGAUCUCAGUUUCAUAGAAUAAAAGCACCAGAAAAAGAAAACAUAUUUUGGAUCAGCAACUUUUUUUUGUCUUGUUUAAAUCGUCUGCCGCUAGUUUCUCCAGCUAUGUGGCUUUUAGGGAUAUAUGCCAUGCGCCGAGUAAAACGCAAAAAUGGGACUCGUAACUUGUGUUCCUCCACUCCAUCUCUCUCCAAUGUAUCUUCUCCUAGUUUUAUGAAAAAAAGAUCUUGGC
This is a messenger RNA of Trichoderma harzianum CBS 226.95, 1646 nucleotides long. RefSeq lists its product as hypothetical. The record is from RefSeq and is a predicted model, not a curated record. The coding region runs from base 145 to 1227 and encodes 360 amino acids. The transcript has 2 exons. Lineage: Eukaryota; Fungi; Ascomycota; Sordariomycetes; Hypocreales; Hypocreaceae.